CAGGGACAGGGACUCAUGUCAUGGCCUACGCUAAUUGCUCCUUCUUGCCCCGCUUGGGUUCUCAACCUAACCGGAGCCCAAAGUUUUGUUUGUCGGAGGAGCAACAAACGCUCAAACUAUGUUAUGAAUUCAUGACACCUUCUACUGCUUUUCUCCCCCACCACCUUCGCCGGAAAAUGCUAGUCGCCGUCGCCGCCGCCGCUCACAUCGCCGUUCAGUGACCGUCUCCGCCAUGUCAAGGUUCUUGGCAAUUGAAAAUAUUAAAAGAGUUGCACAAUCCAUUCAAAGAAACCAGUGUGCUGUCUAUUCACAAGGAGUGAAAUAUGGAUGGUUUACUAGGAUUGGAAUAUGUUCUCCCCGAUAUUCGUAUCAUGUGCAAUAUAUAUCUCCAACUAGAGGACAUGUUUCAUUCACAAUGUAUAGAAUACAGAAGAAUUUCUACUUCUACAGUAGUCAUUCUGCCAUUCCAACCAGAAAUACAAUUGCACAACAUGCCCAUCUUGUUUGGGCAAGGCUCUCACAAAGGGUUAUAUAUAGAGGACAAACUUUUCUUGCUAUAAACAGAAUUGCUCAAGCGGUUAGUUUGGCUUUGAACCGCUCUUAUGUAGUUGUUCCUGGUCUAUUUGCCUUAACAUGUGGAAGAAAUGUAGCACUGGCACAAGCUCCGCAAGGAAAAGAUUUUGUUAACCGAAAUGAUACAUUAUAUAUGCGAGCUCAAGAUGGGCAUGCUCUCUUUAGCUUGGCAUUAGAGUCCAUGGUUGAUGGUGUUGCUCUGCUGUUAAGAGCCUUUUAUUUGGCAAUUCUAUUUUUCCCGAGCAUAGUAAUGGCUCCCUUUGCAGAUGUCCUUGGACCUCAUUAUAGGAGAAUCUGGCUUCAGGUUGUUCACAAAACACUUGAAAUGGCAGGGCCUGCAUUUAUUAAAUGGGGCCAGUGGGCUGCUACACGACCAGAUCUCUUCCCUCGAGAUUUAUGCACUGAACUAUCAAAGCUCCAUACAAAAGCUCCUGAACAUAGCUUUGCCUAUACAAAAAAGACAAUUGAAAGAGCUUUUGGCCGCAAAAUUUCUGAAAUCUUUGAUGACUUUGAGGAGAAGCCUGUAGCAUCUGGAAGUAUUGCUCAAGUUCAUCGAGCUUCCUUGCCAAACCGCUAUGGUGGCAAGGAGACCAAGCCGAUAGUUGUUGCAGUGAAGGUUAGACAUCCUGGAGUCGGUGAAUCCAUAAAAAGAGAUUUCGAGAUAAUCAACUUAGUUGCAAAGACAUCAGCAUUUUUUCCUGCACUUAAGUGGUUAAGAUUGGAUGAAAGCGUCCAGCAGUUUGCUGUUUUUAUGAUGUCCCAAGUGGACCUUGCAAGGGAAGCUGCCCAUUUAAGCCGUUUCAUUUAUAAUUUUAGAAGAUGGAAGGAUGUUUCUUUUCCAAAGCCUGUUUAUCCACUAGUACACCCAUCAGUAUUGGUGGAAACUUUUGAGCAAGGGGAAAGUGUCUCACACUAUGUUGAUGAUCUCGAGGGGCAUGAAUGGCUUAAAAGCUCACUUGCUCAUAUUGGCACUCAUGCACUUCUCAAGAUGCUUCUGGUGGACAAUUUCAUCCAUGCUGACAUGCAUCCUGGAAACAUCCUUGUUCGGGUAGCCCCGAGCAAGUCUUCAUGGAAAUGCAUCUUCAAAUCAAAGCCUCAUGUUAUUUUCCUUGAUGUAGGCAUGACUGCAGAGCUUUCUCAUAGUGAUCAGAUGAACCUACUGGACUUAUUUAAGGCUGUAGCUUGUCGAGAUGGCCGCACUGCAGCAGAGUGCACUUUGAGGUUAUCAAAGAAACAGAACUGCCCUAACCCAGAGGCCUUUAUUCAGGAAGUGAAAGAGUCUUUUGAUUUCUGGGGAAGUCCAGAAGGCGACUCAGUCCAUCCUGCUGAGUGCAUGGUGCAACUGCUGGAGCAAAUCAGGCGGCACAGAGUGAACAUUGAUGGGAAUGCCACAACUGUGAUGGUCACAACUUUAGUCUUGGAGGGUUGGCAGCGGAAGCUCGAUCCAGAUUAUGAUAUAAUGCAGACGUUGCAGACAGUGGUGUUGAAGGCAGACUGGGCAAAGUCACUUUCUUACACAAUUGAAGGACUCAUGGCACCUUAAGAAUCUUGUUAGAUGGACCAAGGUGGUGUUUGGUUGGGGACUUUUGCACUCUACUAUGGGUUAUGAUAUUCAUUAAAAUGUUUGUUUGUUUACUUUUGUUAUCUUACUAUUGGAUUCAAAUCUUUUAGUAAUUACAAAAAUCAAUUAUUGUUUCA
Molecule: messenger RNA, 2271 nt
Organism: Ipomoea triloba (trilobed morning glory)
Lineage: Eukaryota; Viridiplantae; Streptophyta; Magnoliopsida; Solanales; Convolvulaceae
Product: probable serine/threonine-protein kinase abkC
Exons: 5
Coding region: 233-2116 (627 amino acids)
Source: RefSeq, a predicted model, not a curated record